This is a messenger RNA of Galleria mellonella (greater wax moth), 2158 nucleotides long. RefSeq lists its product as uncharacterized. Bases 596 to 2158 code for a protein of 520 amino acids. The record is from RefSeq and is a predicted model, not a curated record. The transcript has a single exon. Lineage: Eukaryota; Metazoa; Arthropoda; Insecta; Lepidoptera; Pyralidae.
UGCUUACACACAACAAUCGGAGCGAAAACAUUAUUAUUAUUGUUCGCAUUCGCGUCACAUCGCAUCUCGCGUACCGCCACGCACACGACUCGCGCCGCGUCGCGUUAGAUAUCAGUUAAUCCAAUAAGUGUUCCGGUGAAUUAUUUCAAAUAUUUUUCCGGUAUUGUUGGGCAAGUGCACAAAGUGACUGUGAAGUGACUGUGACAGUGACCCCACGCGAUCACCACUCACAGCUGCAGGUGUAUCGGUGAGUAGGCACUCAUUACCGCAUUAGCGGUUUACGAGUAGUAGCACACACCCCCCCUCCCCUAGGGGAAGGGGAAACCGUUACACAAGCCGCCGGGCGGGCCCGGCGGCGACCGUUAAGUAGCAGAUAAGAUAACGGUCGGUUAUACAUCGACCGUUAGAAACGGUUACCGGCUUCUUAUAAUAUAUCUUAACGUAGUUACAUUUUAUCUUAAUUAUAGUAUUAUUGAUAAGAUAGAUAUUAAAUUAAUAGCCAAUUUUAAUAUUGCACCCGACCCCGGUCGGGUGUGUAUAAAAUAAAUUACUCUCUAAUUAAAUUAGUCGGGUAGCCCGCUGUAAGGGGGUGACCAUGGGAACCAUAGAGGUUUCCCAAGGCGACCUCCCGCGAUUUUUCGCAUUUUUAGAGACAAAAUUCGGGAAGGGCAUCUUCGAUGCCUUUCGCAAAGAAAUCGGCACCCCGGUGGUGCACGAGAACUCUCCCGCCUCGCCGGCGUCCUCUAACCGAGAGGACACCGGGGAGUCCUCCGCUCCAUCGUCCCCAGGGGACGUGUCUCCGGCCUCACCGGGGGCAUCGUCCUCAAACUCCGACGGCUCUAGCCGUCCUCCCUCUCCGGCCGACAUGGAGUGCGACACUCCAUCGGCCGACUCCGACGCCGCGUCCGCGACCGACCAGUCCUCCUCCGACGAGGACUUCAUUGUAGUUGGGGCCAAGCGCGCUAAGCGCGCUAAGAAAAAUAAAAACACUCCGCCGGCCAAAACCCAACGCUCCACAGAAGGAGCGGCCGUCCCGUCCACCGCGGGUAUUAAAACCCGCGAUCAUGCGGGGAGCAGAAAACCCCCGCCGAUUGUUAUCCAGGACAAGUCGUCCUGGAACAAGGUGUCCGCUGCGCUAAAAGAAAAGCGCAUCUCCUUCACCCACGCGAGGGUUACCUCCGUGGGUAUUAAAGUAACGGUCCCCACUCCGGCGGACCAUAGGCAGCUGACCGCCUUCCUUAGGGCGAACAGUGUGGGCUACCACACCUACGCCCUCGAAGAAGAGAAGAGGCUCCGCGUCGUCAUACGUGGAGUCCCACGCGAAAUAGACUGUCAGGAGGUCCUGACAGAUCUACGCGCACAACAUUAUCCUGUGCACGAAGUGCACAGAAUGUACCGUGCCAGAACAAAAGCACCACUGGACAUGGUGCUUGUAGUCCUGGACCUUUCCCCCGAGGGAAAGGCAAUAUUUAACAUCAAAACAGUCUGCCUGAUAUCAGGCCUUUCUGUUGAGCCGCCCAACAAGCGGACUUACCCCGGACAGUGUCACCGCUGUCAAUUCUACGGGCAUUCUGCCCGUAACUGUUUCGCACGCGAGCGCUGCGUGAAGUGCCUGGGAGACCAUGGCACAAAACAAUGCGACCGCGUCGCAAACACUCAGACCCCUCCGAGCUGUGUGCUCUGCGGUCAGCAGGGCCACACGGCCAACUACCGUGGCUGCCCCCGUGCCCCACGUCCCGGCCACAACAAGGCCGCCCCCUCGAAGGUCGCGAAAGCCCCGGCCCCUCGAGCCGCGCGCCCCGCGCCCCCACCCGCCCCGCAGCCUACAACUGCGCCCCCACCGCCCAAGAACGCAUGGGUGCGGCCUCCGGUCGUGAAGGCGACCCCCCCGCCCCCUGCGCCUACUGCAGCCCCGACGCCGGCCAAAGCAGCGGCCCCCCCGUCCCCACCCAGCCCCACCCCGCAGCUCAGCGCGGUCAGCGGCACUGGAUUCGCCGCCGACUUCGCACUGGUGGCGAAGCUCGCCUGCGCCAUAGACGCAGGCGAGAUCUCCGCCCUGGCCUCCAAGCUGAGGCUCGCGAAAACCCCACAAGACAAGCUCGCAGCCGUCUGCGAGCAUAUCAGCGUGCUAGUCGCGGUGUCAAACUUCACCAUUUAA